ACCUUCACGACAGUAAACAUUCUUAAAAGAAUUGCACAUCUUUAUAACAAUAAUUCCAGAAUUCACUCUCUUUUUGAUAAGAAAACCGGAAUGCAUAAUGAGUGUUAUGAGCGACUUGAGUUAUCAGUCCAUAAGAUCAGCGAAUCAAGCACGUGAAGCUGAUGAAGUGAAAACUGACUCAAGGAAGAAAAAUUUAUUAAUCUUGGUAUUGAAUUAUUUAUCAGAAGCUGGAUACAGAGAAUCAGCCCAAGCUUUGUCAAAAGAAACAAAUAUAGACAUCAGCAGAUAUGAAGUAUGUGAUAAUAUUGACUUGGAUACCAUUCUCAUGGAAUACGAAUCAUAUUAUUUUGUCAAGUUUGCAAGAUAUCCUAAGAUUACAAAACGCUUAACAACACAAAGUGCUGGUGUUAGUGGAAGAGGGGGAAAGGGAAGUUUAGCAAGAAGUAGCAGUGUUAAGACAAAUAGUACACCUCAACUACCCAAGAUUCCCCAGACAGCUAGACCUCCUAGUCCCCCACCUCGACCCAGGUCUGGGACUGGUUCAAAAAAUGUUACUCGUAAACCACCUAUUAAUGCAGCCAAUGGAAAUAUGCAACAGAAUAUGAAUGGUAAUCAAUCACAGAGUAAUGGUGAUGGACUGGCUUUACAAGGACUAACUGUACAAGGUUUACAAAAUAAUCAUACAGAUACAAACACACAUUCUAAUACUCCUGCUAAACCCAGAAAUAAGCCUGGUCAGAUAAUAGAUAUUCGUGCAAUGAUCACUGAUGCCACUAGGAUGAAUGCUGAGGAGGGAUGUGACAGUACAGACCGAGUUUUAAAACCUUUAGGUGGUUACGUUGGUUAUAGUUCAGAAUGGAGAGAAUUAGCACAGGUUAUAAGUAGGGAUAUUUAUUCUCAUAAUCCUAAUGUAAAAUGGGAUGAUAUAAUUGGGUUAGAUGAAGCAAAAAGAUUAGUGAAAGAAGCUGUUGUUUAUCCAAUAAAGUAUCCUCAGUUAUUUCGUGGUAUAUUAUCUCCAUGGAAAGGUUUAUUAUUGUAUGGACCACCAGGUACUGGUAAAACAUUAUUAGCUAAAGCAGUAGCUACAGAAUGUAACACAACUUUCUUCAAUAUAUCAGCUUCUAGUAUAGUCAGUAAAUGGAGGGGUGACUCAGAAAAACUUGUCAGGGUAUUAUUUGAAUUAGCACGUUUCCAUGCUCCGUCAACAAUAUUUUUAGAUGAGUUAGAAUCUCUGAUGAGUAUUAGAGGUUCACAGAGUGGUGGAGGUGAACAUGAAGGAAGCAGACGAAUGAAGACAGAAUUAUUGGUACAGAUGGAUGGUUUAGCUAAAACAGAUGAUUUGGUUUUUCUACUAGCAGCUUCUAACCUUCCAUGGGAACUUGAUCAUGCUAUGUUAAGGAGAUUAGAAAAAAGAAUUCUGGUAGACAUGCCAACAUUAGAUGCCCGUAAAUCUAUGAUUCACCAUUUCUUACCACCAGUAGUAAAUCCUGGUGAAGGAGAUCUAGAAUUACUAUCUGAAUUAGAUUAUGAUCUACUAGCAUCAAAAACAGAUGGUUAUUCAGGUUCAGAUAUCAAAUUAUUAUGUAAAGAAGCAGCAAUGAGACCAGUAAGAAAGAUAUUUGCUGCUCUAGAAGGCCAUUCAGAAGGUGAAUUAUUACAUAUAAGACUUGAAACAAUAACAACUAAAGAUGUUUUAUGUGCAUUAGAAAGGACCAAACCAUCUGCUAAACUAUUAAAACCUAAAUAUGAUGCAUGGCAGAAAGAGUAUGAAUCAGUUUGAUGUUGGAGGAUUUUAGGGAGUGUUUUGUUAAUACCAGUUAAUCUUCCUAUCACUAUAGGUGGGCCUUGUCAAACGCUUGCUUGUUCCAUCCAGAAUUCUAUGGAGAAUUUGCCAUUGUAUGAUGUUUUCAUAUAAGAUAGUGUAAACUUGUUGGAGAACAGUACACUAGUUCCAAGGCAUAAUUGCAGCGAUAAAAGAAAAUCAAAAUACAGCUAUUUGUUGUGACCAGCAAUAAAAUUAAAGCCCAACUCAUUAUUUAUAUGAUAAUAUGUUGACUUAUGUACAUUUUUCUGUUAAUUAAAGGAGAUGUCCCAGAUAUAUAUUUAGCGAAUGAAAUAAUAUUUUUUUUCUUUAUUUGUGCCGGAAGCUUUUCGAAAUGUUUGUGCUAGUCCCAUGUAACUAUCUGAACCUCUGAUAAUUCUUCAAAAAACACACCUGUUUGGUAUCGAUAGCCUACUCUGUACACAAUAGGCAAAAAUUCUUUAUGAGCCAUGAAACCCCAGUUAAACGAUUUUGGCGAUCAUUCCUAUAUGGCUCAAUAUUUUGAACCGGAACUUCAGAUUAGGCUAUUUAUUUGCAUUUUACGGGUGGAUUUGCAUGCUGAAACCUACAAUAUAUCAUAAGCUACCCUGGGACUGCUCCUUUAAGGCAGCACUUGAAAAGAAAAACUAAUGUCCACAUUUCAUUUCUGUGAUAAAAUUGUUUGUGAUAUAUAAAAUUAAGAUAAUAUUUAUAUAUAAAAUUUUAAAUCAGGAGGCUUUGAUAUUCUGCUUUUAUAUUAGUAGAACCAGGUUUUAUUGUAACAACAUUCUGUCCAGUAUUCAUGUUUAAAGAAUUUUUUGUUGAAGCAUACAUUGCUUAUUUAAAUUAUAUAUUUUGUUUUUAUUUAUCAUCUUUUUUAAUUGUUUUGACCAUUGUACAUUAUUUAAUUUAUGACUUAUAGAAAAUAUUUCCAUAAACUUCUUGAAUUCACACAUGUUUAUUUAUUAUAAAACAUUCACAUCUCCUUAUAAGAAAUAGAAUCUCUUUAUUAAAGUCUAUCAGCACAUCAUCUGAAAAAUGUUUAAACAGUUGCUUAGUGAUAUGUUCAGUUCAUACUUUUGCUUUCUUUCUGUGUCUGUGCUGACAAUUGAGAUAACAUUUUUGACUGUACAUUUCCCAUACCGUGGCAAAUAUUAUUGUAUCACCAGCACUUCAAGCACCUAAUAGCAGCAUGUAGUACGCCAAUUCUAGCCCAAGUCACUCAUAUUAACAUUAAUGUUAACCAUUUUAUUGAAAUUAAAUCUUUCAAGUUGGACUUUCAAACAUUUGUAACAUGUGACGUUCAAUUACUUGUUGAGCUGAAGAAGAAAAAGUUACAUGUUAAUUGAUUAAGUCAAAAAUAAAUAAAAUAUUGAUUACCAAAUCGACAGGAUAAAACAGAAAAGAAGAUUAAAAUUAUCAAGUAUUAGGAAAAUACUUUUUGGGGUGUGCAUCUGCUUUAAAGAACCCAGAUUCUAUUUUUGUUAAUGCUCAUCAUCAUGCUUCUUAUAAAGACUGCUACAAACAUGUAUUUUUAAAAGAAUAAAGCUGAAAGUUUC
Molecule: messenger RNA, 3360 nt
Organism: Patella vulgata (common limpet)
Lineage: Eukaryota; Metazoa; Mollusca; Gastropoda; Patellidae
Product: katanin p60 ATPase-containing subunit A-like 2
Exons: 16
Coding region: 98-1780 (560 amino acids)
Molecular function (GO): protein binding; ATP hydrolysis activity; ATP binding
Source: RefSeq, a predicted model, not a curated record